This is a messenger RNA of Bathycoccus prasinos, 393 nucleotides long. RefSeq lists its product with no specific name. The record is from RefSeq and is a predicted model, not a curated record. NCBI's taxonomy places the organism in Eukaryota, Viridiplantae, Chlorophyta, Mamiellophyceae, Mamiellales, Bathycoccaceae. Bases 1 to 393 code for a protein of 130 amino acids. The transcript has a single exon.
AUGGGCGCAAAGAAAUCAGCCGCCAAAGACCGAGGCUACGUCACCGCCACCGAGUGGAAACUCGACGGCGGUGGCAAAAAAAACGCCUCGGUCAACGCGCCUUUAAAGAAACUCCCGUUCAACUGUUGCGCGUUGUCCUUUUUACCGUUCGAAACGCCUGUUUUUGAUGUCAAUUCCGGCUCGAUAUACGAUUUGGAAAACAUUUUCCCCUACGCUUUGAAACAUAAACAGGAUCCAAUCACCGGCCGAAACAUGCAAAUAAAGGACCUGAAAGAACUGAAACUGAAGAAAAGCGAAGGGAACAAAGAUUUUACGUACGAGUGUCCAAUCCUAGGGAGCGAGUUUACGGAUUCGACGAAGAUUUGCGUCGUAAAACGUUCCGGUACGGUUUAA